Messenger RNA from Echinostoma caproni, 3204 nucleotides. Lineage: Eukaryota; Metazoa; Platyhelminthes; Trematoda; Plagiorchiida; Echinostomatidae. The record is from the annotation of a GenBank genome assembly.
AUGAUUCAUCAGCUGGUCGACAUAUGGACACAUUUAGUUCCCAAUGAACCUGAAAUUCCACUUGAUUUGAGCUCUGAGACUGCCCCAGAGGCGGAAACCUCGGACCGUCGUACUAUUUCGAUUUCUAUUGCCGAAGAGCAAACGUCUGAAAUGGAUGGAAUGGAGCUUCCAUUGGUUCCAAACAUGCCGAUAGCAGCUGAGCAGCUCCAAAGCAAUCAGUUCUACGUCUGGCGUGAUUGGAAAAUGAUUUGGGUGCGUGAUCUGCUGUCCAUGUUUACUCUGGGUUCAUUCGUCAUCGUUCUGCUCCAUCCGGCUGAUGGUGGUUUGCGCGCUCUAGCCAUACACGGUGGCUGUUCCAGAGACCCCACACCGGUGAUGUUAUCCCCUGGUGAACCAGCUGUACCGCGUCCCGGUCUGAGGUCCCAUAUGUUGCGAUUGCACCAACAUUUAGUCGAGGCCAGUGAUCACCUAGAGAAAAAGCAGCUCUGGCCGGAUUCCCCGAAACGUCAAGAAACGAACCAGGAACAAAAUCAAUCCCAACCGGAAGCGGAAAGUUCGGUUUCAAACAAUCAUCCACGACUUCCACCCCGCUCAUCGCAUGGAAAAUUUGAGAUUAAUAAGGCCAAUUGGCGCCGUGUUGGUUUACAUCUCGGUUUGCGACGUCCACCAAAGCCCACACAAGCUCCGAAAAAUCCAAUGAUUAGUCCGAAUGCCAAAGCUGCUCUCCAGCGUCAAGCUUCGUCCCCUGCACGAACCUGUAUACCGCAGGGUCGGUUGCCGUUGGGAACUGCCGACAAACCGACUGCUCUGGGAAAGCCGACUAAUGUUGUAACUAUCGGCCCGUUGGUUUGCAGCUUGCGUGAAAGCACACGUGGUUCUCGUCUCUGCAUUCAAGCCCGAUCAUUAUCAGACUCAGCAGGCCGUCACAGUGAAGCAAACUCUUCGUUUAAAGAAGCGUUACUGUUUUUUGAGGAUCAUGAUCAAGGUUUCUGUCGUGUGCGCAUAUCUUCAGUUUAUCCGGAAGGUUCAACCACUGAAGUUUCGGAAAUAACCGUUGCCGAAUCCGAACAGACAGAAGGUGUGGCAACAACGGAGAAGAAGGAUGCGGCCUCCAGUUCCUCACCGACUUCACCUGAACAGCACGGUCGACCUCGGCGACGUCAUUCAGCCAGCCUCCUCACGUUCCUUUCGAAAGCGGAUCCUGAACAGCAGUCUGAAGCAGAACCCUCUUCGACGGAAUCGUCCGAGUAUGAUGCGGAAGCACCGGAACUGUUCGAUUUUGACGCAUUGUUUGGGCUGGAAUCCGAUCAAACAUAUGUUCUUCAAGGAGGGGAUGGCGACGAUAAUAAUGGAGAAUUGGUGUUAACCAAGGGUGUCAAACCCCCGGAAGUAAACAAAGAGUUGGGGCGCAUUAAUGAAAUCUUGUUUCCCCGAGAACUGGUUUACGAGACGUACACUUCGGGCUUCAUCAAUAAUUGGCUUUGUAUUGAUGAUGAUUGUUUAGCGACAGAAAACAAAGACAGACAAGAACGCGCAUUCAAGCAGCUGACUGACAUCCGAAAACAGGGACUUAAAUUGAGUAAAAAGUUGUUGGAGAUCUUGUCAGACAAGGCCACAACUAAUGGUGUCAAGACCGCCAGUGGUCAUUUUCACACGGAGCUUCGCACGGUACGGUCGAUUGCCUCAACUAUAUGGGCGGCAUAUAAAUCCGACUCAUCUGGUGAUUGUGAGCGCACACUGAGCAGUUUAUCGGCAGCAUUUAAACGUUUGGCUGACUUGCUGCUUUCCGGUGAGCAAGCUAUCACUGCCUACGAGUUGACAAUCAGUGGUCUGGUCCCAGCCCUAUUACUCUGCUUGUCAGCCAGCAACGCUGGUCGUUGGGCAUGCCCGAAUCGUCCAAUCGGACCAGACAUCACAUCCACAUUGCUAUGGUAUCUGCAUGAACGCAGGCGUGUCUUCCUGCAUCACAUGUCACCUCGAACCGGUUCUCCUGCCCUGGGUCGUUUAAGUCGGCGCGUUGUGCACGCUUUUGAGCUGACCGAACAUUUGCCCAUGCGACUGUUUGCCCUUUCACAUUAUUUCUCCCCAUCUUCGGCAGAAGGUCCCUCUUCGAACGCUAGCCAUUUGGCUCUGGUCGGAUCAUCAGAUAUACCGUCUACCCCAUUGAACGCAACUCAUAACAAUUAUGAUCAGCCAGCACACUCAGCAAAUCAGCACUCUCUUGUGGCCUCUCUUCCACUUGGCCUCAUACGUGCAGCACAAGCCAAUUCAUCCAGCUCAGCCGGUAAUGAUAAUAAUAGUAGUGGUGUGUCAAAAGCUCCUACUGAGACGCAACAGUUUGCCGACUGUUUGGAUGCGACUGAAUUGCGUGCUCUUUUCACUUUCUGUCCCUCUUUGGUUUGCCGUUCGGAUGAGGAGUAUGUGGUGCCCGGUAUGCAUCAGAUUGACUCACGAAUCGCAGUCGAGUUGAUCCGGUUAGAUGACACAUCGACAGAAGCGACUGAGAAUUCGACAAACCCGCCCGAUCCACCGGUGUUGAAAGACUGGAGCAAUUGCACAGUGCAAGUCAAUCCGAUGGUCACCGCAGGUCAAUUGGAACGUUUUCUAAUCCAGAUGUCUACCAGACAGUGGUACAAUAAACCGCGUACUGAGCUGGCUUAUUGGGACCAACUGGUCAAAGCUACCAAAGAUAAUGGCCCUGGGAUCACAUUUACACCACCAGUGAAUGGGAUCAGUUCUAUUGACUCCGUCGGUGGGGUAAUUGACUGGUUGGCUACAGACGGAAACACGCGUCCUAUCGAACAGUGGGCGAAUCCAGCCUUGAUAGGUUUGGUUACUGUGGCCGCUUCUGUGAGUAAUCUGAUCAUGGGAACUGCAUCUUCAGUCCUGGGUCCUCGCUCGGGCACAUUGGUCGGAGGCUAUCCAGUCCGAUGUGCUGGGGUCGGUGGGGUGACACGGCCGGCUCGAGUAAGCGAUGUGAAUGGUCCAGUUGCUGUACGGACGGGCUGUGGCAAAUCGAAAUUCGGCAUCCAUUCCGGUAAAUCAAACAGCAUCCCGGAAGAAACCCAUGCCUGGUUUGCAGUGGAUUUAGGCCUCCAACUGAUCCCGACCGCUUAUAGCAUGGCCUAUUUACGAGAAGCCGAGGAUUUCAACGUCCCGAUAGCACCACGAAAUUGGAAUUUAGAAGUGAGUGACUCCUACUAA